AUGCAGUCACUCUUCACCGUCAACAGCAACAUAUCACUCAUAAGCCUAACCAUUGCGCCAAGCGCCUGGGUCGCCACUCUUGUCGUCUUCCUCUUCUUUCUCUACUUUUAUCUGCCGCAACUCGUCUCCUUGAAGGCCUUGUUCUUCCGCUUCAACUUCCUCGAUAAAGCCAACAAACACGCCGGCGCAUACUCAGCUGCGCCCAGAGACCCAAGAUAUCGAGAGGGGAUUGAAGACAUCAACCGUCGCAAUUGGAAUCGCAACCAUUAUCAGCGUCAGUAUCGCGGCGCCGACUACUAUCAACAGUAUCAGGAUCAGCACCAGGAUUAUCCACACGACGACGGUGGCGUGCAAAGGAUAGAAAGAAAGGAACUACAUUACCGGCAACAUCAACAGAAAGCCAUCGCCGAUAAGCAACUUCCGGCGCUAUUAGAAUUCUUUGGCAGGAAGAAAAGCAACGACAGCAACAUCAGCAGUGGCGGCGUCACUUCCACUGACAGCCCCAGGAAGUUGACCAAAGAAAGAGACAAGGAAAAGAACCGAGGACUUUCCUCGUUCGGUCGCAAGAUCAUCUACCGCACCAGCAGAGAUUCUUCACCGAGUCAAGUCCCCAGCAGCGCGCGCCACGUCAUCAGCUACGGCCCGCGCCAAAUCUUUGCCAGCCAUGACAGCUGCAACGGCGGCCCCGCCGAAGAACCUAGGGCAUCUCGACCAUCUUCUCGACGAUUCACUGGAGGACUUCGAGCACUGUCACUCGCUCCCGGCGAAACUCCGCACCCCCAACAUCCCCAUCAUCACCAGCAGGCGACACCGUUCGGGUACCCAUCAGUGCACUCGGGCUUCCGGAGCGACGACACGGAGAGCGACAUGAGCGACCAGGAGGUGGAUGGCGGGGAAGCGUCACACGGUGGCUACAGCCCGCCAGCGUGGAGGCGCCUCGCCAACGGCGACCGCAGCAGCGGCUUCUGGCGCAAGGCUAAUUCGCGUCUCAACGCUAUCGACCCGCUCUUGUUAAGCGGGUUCGGUGGUCUCGGCGGCGGAUUAGGGAAUGGCGGGUGGUCAAGAGAUUUCGAAACUAGUCCCGAGUAUGAUAGCAUGAAUGAAGACGAUAUGGACCAGGACGCAAUCUUGCAGAAAGCCAUCAGGACAAGACUACCAACGGGAAGCCUAAGUCCCGAGAAGGAGAGGAGUCCGGAACCAGAGUAUGCGCGGCGUCAGCAGUUGCAAAAGCAGGCCGAACGCCAACAGCAGCACCAAAGGUUGGCGCCGGUGAUCGAGGAAGACGAUGUCAAGAUCAAGGAAGAACCGAUGGAGGAGGAUGCGGGCAUGGUUUUGAGGGGGUUACCCCGUAAGGGCCCUGAUAACUACUUCCGCUUUGCGGUCAGGGCAGAAGUCCAUCAACGCACAGAACCCAUUGAAACAGCCGUCACUUUUUUGCGCAAAUGGCUCGGCCCGUUGACCACCUCGUGGUCUUCCAUGUUCCUGUCGGGCCUCGUAGCCAUUCUUUCCUAUGCCGCCAUGCGCUCGCUCUUUCAGCCGGCGUCUAUGAGCCCCGUGCCUGAUCUCGUCAAGGUGGCCGGUGUGGCGCGCUCCUUUGAGCCGCUCAUUUACUACUCCGAGAAUGGCAUUCAGCAAGUGGGCGACCUGCAAGCGACCGGCGUGGCGGUAUGGGAUCUAGGCGAGAGUGUUCGCAGCAGUAACCUCACGUCGGCACCUAUCAUCGUCAAGGAGCUGGACGAGUUGAGCGAAAGUCUCAAAACGCUGGCUAUUGAACUAACUAAAUUCUUCGCCAACGUAGACGGUGACAUCGACGGCAUCCUAAUAGUAAUGGACUGGGCCCGCCGCGAGCUCUCCCAACUCCAACACCUCCCUUCCCCGCCUCUUUCCUCCUUCUUCGACAACGUCCACAACCUCCUCUCCGCCUUCGGCAUCCUCGAAGACCCCUCCACCUCGCAACCCACCCGCCUCGGUCUCAUCGCCACCUCCCUCUUCGGCCCUUCCACCCCACAGCGCACAAGGACCACUCUCCAGCGCACCUUCAACGAGUUCCUUGCCGUUCUAGAAGAAGCCAUCACCAACGAACUGCAGCACUCCCUAGCCAUCUUUGCCCUCUUCGAAGCCAUCGACCACCAAUUCCUGAACCUCGCGCGCACCGUCGUCCGCGAAAGUUCCCUGCAGGAAGAACUACACGCAGAUCUACUGUCCUCUCUCUGGACCAGAAUUCUUGGCGCCAAAGCGAGCGAUAUCCAGAAAUACGAGCGGAACCGCCUCCUUCUGCUAAACGUCCGGGAAAAGACGGUGCGCAACAAGGGGAUCUUGGUGGAACAUAACCAUAAGCUCCUGGCGCUGAAAGCGUCCCUGGAGAAUCUGCGGCGGAAACUGGUGUCUCCGCUGGUUAGAAGCGUGAAUAGCUCGACUUUGACGAUUGAUGAGCAGAUUCGGGGAUUGGAAGACGUGGGUGUGUACCUCGAGGGCGUGAGGACGAGGCAGAAGGGGAAGCUGAUGGAGAUGUUGUAUGGUGGGGGUAGUUAUAGGGCCGGGAUUGGGUCGGACGGGGGCGGCGGUCAGGGAAGUGGUGGUGGUGGAUAUGGAGGAGGGCAGUAUGGGGAGCAGCAGAGGGAGGUGAGGUUGGUUGCUGAUGCUGGUGGUCACGGUUAUGGUUAUGGAAGUGCAAGUGGUGCGACUAGGAGUGUGCAUGAGUCGCAUAGGGGGGAACAAUGA
This is a messenger RNA of Neurospora hispaniola, 2721 nucleotides long. RefSeq lists its product as uncharacterized. The record is from RefSeq and is a predicted model, not a curated record. Lineage: Eukaryota; Fungi; Ascomycota; Sordariomycetes; Sordariales; Sordariaceae. The transcript is spliced from 4 exons. The coding region runs from base 1 to 2721 and encodes 906 amino acids.